Molecule: messenger RNA, 3960 nt
Organism: Priapulus caudatus
Lineage: Eukaryota; Metazoa; Priapulida; Priapulimorpha; Priapulimorphida; Priapulidae
Product: gonadotropin-releasing hormone II receptor-like
Exons: 3
Coding region: 576-1973 (465 amino acids)
Biological process (GO): G protein-coupled receptor signaling pathway
Cellular component (GO): membrane
Molecular function (GO): vasopressin receptor activity; peptide binding
Source: RefSeq, a predicted model, not a curated record
GCAAAAGCAGGGUUGCGUGCAGCGCUGAUACGCUGCAGCGUGCAUACAUAACCACACCGAGUAGAGCGCGGCUGCGUCGCCCCCGGGGGACUGUGCAGGGUCACGCACUGCCGGUCAGCCAUCACGUGUUACCUGCCAUAGCCUGCCCCGGUAUCGCUCGCUCCGUGUGCCUGCCUGACCUUCUUUUUUGCGUUUACAGGGCUAAGCCGGUGAGACAGGCUAGCGAAUGAAAAGCGACGAGCAAUGGAGUCGAGUGUGUGUGUUGUGCGUAUCGUCGGUAAGGCGAGUGAGUACUGCUGUCGUUACUAGUGUUGAUGUUCGGCGCUCUAAUCAUCGGGAGCACCUCGAUGCGAUAGCAACGUUGAUAUCUCUACCGGCACUUCUCGCUCCCUCUGGGUAUCACGCCGAGGAGGGCAAAGGCCAGCGAUCACACAUAGUGACCCUUGAAACGGUUGCUACUCAUCGAGUCGGGAUCGUCGCCGUCGCUGUUAUUGUUGUUGUCGUUGUUGUUGUGGCUGCAGCUGCUGCUGUUGUUGUUGCUAUCGUUAUUGUUGAACCUUCGCGUGCUUGGCGACAUGGCGUGGACACCGAGCGAGAAUCAUUCCAAUCUGAGUUCGGUUACGGAAACGUUCUACAACAUUUCGGCAUGGCAACCGUUCGCGUUCGAGAACGCUGACGCGAACAGUACGAUCGUUGCGACGUUCUGCGAUGGAUACAUGGUCGGGAACGCCACCGAGGCGGGGAACGGCAGCAGCGGCUGCGCGUAUGUUCCCGGUGCGACGCCGCCGCCGCCCUACAUGGGCUACAACCAGGAGCGCAUCCUCACGAUCAUCGUCUACGGAAUCCUGUUCGUCAUCGCCGCCAUCGGCAACGUCACCGUACUGCUGAUCCUCGUACGGAAUCGCAAGCGGUCGCGGUCGCGGGUUAACCUGCUCAUCAUGCACCUGGCGGUCGCUGACUGCAUCGUCACGUUCGUCAUGAUCCCGCUAGAGAUCGUCUGGGCUGCGACGAUCGUCUGGCUCGCCGGUGACGUCAUGUGUCGCAUCAUGGCCUUCUGGCGACAGUUCGGUCUCUAUCUGUCUUCGUUCGUGCUCAUCGCCAUCUCGCUGGAUCGCUACUUCGCCGUCUGUCAUCCGCUGAGCGUGCGUAAUGCCGGCACGCGCGCCAAGCUGAUGCUCUUCUUCGCUUGGCUUCUGUCCAUCAUCUGCAGCGCACCACAGAGUGUCAUUUUCCACGUGCAGGCGCAUCCGUACCACCACUGGUUCCAGCAGUGUGUCACUUACGACUUCUUUAAGUCGAAGCGUCACUAUCUGACGUACAUGUUCUUUACGAUGUUGGCGAUGUACGGACUCCCUCUGAUCAUCAUCACCAUCUUCUACCUUCUCAUUCUACGCGAGAUAGCAAAGAAGUCGCGGGAGGUCAAAGGAAGCAUCAACGUCAGGAACGGCUCGGCGCAGCUAAGGCGGUCCGGCGUUGGUAACAUCGGUAAGGCUAAAGCAAAGACGUUGAAGAUGACGCUCAUUAUUGUGAUAGUGUUUAUAAUGUGCUGGACGCCCUACUACAUCAUGUGCCUGUGGUUCUGGUUGGACGAGGAGUCAGCGAAGCAAGUAGACCCGCGAAUACAGCGAGGCCUGUUCCUCUUCGCCGUCUCCAACUCAUGCAUGGACCCGAUUGUCUAUGGCCUCUUCACGAUCAACGUCAAGCGCGACCUGCAACGGUGCUGCCCCUGCGGGAAGAAGCGCCGAGAGGACAACUACCUCUCCAACUCCGGCUACACUGUGUGCGUGCGCGAGGGAGAGUCCGGGUGCGCGCGAAAUCCGUCCAUGUACAACGGCCGUCGGUUGUCGGCUCGCUACGCCGCUGUUAACAGCAAGGAUCCGCCGCAUCGCUCGCCCUCGUCCUACGAUAGGAUUCAUGCGAGUCCCUCGGUGCACAGCGGAGGUGGCGCCACCACGCAGAUGAGCAGCGUGUGAAGGGUCGCCUCGUAGUUCGUCCGCCUCUCACCAGGUGUCGCUGUGUGCAGCGUGUGAGCGGCUGGCUUCGCCCCGUAGUUCGCCCGCCUCUCACCAGGUGUCGUUGUGUGCAGCGUAUGAGCGGCUGGCUUCGCCCCGUAGUUCGCCCGCCUCUCACCAGGUGUCGUUGUGUGCACAACGCUGUACGAUAACAUCUUGAUCUGAUAUUCAUGAGGACUUGGGGUACGAGCGGUAAAAAGUCCAAAAACUGCGAUGUGAGAGCUCAGUACAGCCCCCUGCGAUGUCUCUCUGAGGUCAUAGUAUGAUCUGUGAGUGCUGCAAAUAGCAGCCGUUAUGACAUGGCAAAGUUGAAAGCAGACAUUUAUUUUACAAACGCUGCUUUUGACCUUGUUGCUUGCUGACCCAGUUUUCGAAAAGGAACCCUUUUUAACGCAUUUCACCCUUGAGCUAUUGUAGUAGUUAAGCUUGCUGCGCCAACUUCCAUAUGUCGUGAUUAAAUGAAUCAACUACGAAUCAGCUUCAAUCGUUGAUGAAAUUGGAGUCUAUAUAUCCUCCCCCGCCCUCUACCGCAUAGCCGUUUUUAAAUUGAUAGCCGCAUUUGUCUUACACGAAUGAAGUAGGAUGAUGGAGCAUUAACAGUCAAUGUGCAAUUUAAUACGUCGUGAUGUGCGAAGACGUUGGAUAUAUAAUCAUUAUGUGUCGUAACUGCCCCCCUCCCACUCCUGUCAUCAUAACCAUCCCGCUAUCCCAAGGAUGCACCGAGAGCCGAAUGGGACUAUCGCGGUUGCUAUACUCCGAGCCGUGUGUAUGUACGAAACAGUGCGAGUCGCGAUCAUUUCGUCGUCAUGCGUUUAGAAACGAUGUUACUCUCGAAUCUGGUUCGCGAUGCUGUGCGGAGCGUCGCAUGCUCCCAGACACACGUGACGACGACGUCUAAAAUGCAAUUGCGUAAAUUGCAAAUUGCAUAUUGUAUAAGUACGUGACUCUCCAUCCCGGUUUACGAUGCGAAUUAAGAUGGCGUCGCACAACAACUAACUAUGGAGAUGUUCGUUGCGAGAUUCCCUUUGAUCGUUGUCAUGGAUAUAAGAGAAAUACGUGUAAUGGAAUCGCGUCGCGUGUCUCACCGUGUUCGUAGCGGUCGUGCCGAGGUAUCUCGUUCUUGAUAUAUGAAGCUCAAGUUUAUCCAUAUUUUUUCGUGUCAUUAUAGCGUCCGUGCUUAGAGGUCACGGUAUAUACGGGGCGGAAAAGUGACGAUUUUAUAACAGUUAACUUCGGACAUGCCUGUAGUGAGCGCAUAUCUGAGGAGUUAAUGCUUUUAAUUCGGUUCCUGUGCAACUGUAUAGGUUAUGCUAUAGGUAGAGUUAAAUUAUGCGAUAUAAAUGGGCCUAUAUUUCUGUAUACAAUUAUUACUUACCGUUAUCGUGUACUAUCGAAUGUUAUUGCGUCACUAAUACCUUUCUUUCGAUGUGUCGCGAUGGGAAACUAUAACGCGCUCAUAUUACAGGAAAUCAGCAUCGUGUGAUACACUUACUACAUCUGUAUGUAAGUAAUUGUACGUUUACGGGGUUUUAUGGGAUAUAUUGUGAUAUGUACACAUAGCUGCACACGUACGAACACACAAACACGCCCACACCCGCGCGCACACAUCCGCCCACCCAUACACUAACACUGACUCGCAGACUCAAGCACGCACGCAUGCACGCACGCACUAUAUAUAUAUAUAUAUCAGUAUAUCUUAACCAUGCAUUAUUAUAUAAAUAUGUAAUAAAUCAUUGGUAAGUCUUGAUAUAAUUAACGUAACGCACGUGUUAGUUCGAAUUCGUCUGUAUAUCAGAAAUUAUAUCGCUUGUAUUGUAUGGUGUAGGCGGAUGUACAACUUUCGUUUGUAUACGGUAUAUAUAUAUAAUAACGCAUAUCGUUUAAAAUAGCAUGAAAUUGUAAAAAGAACGCCACCAUGCAGCUUACGUCGACAUCGAAUAAACGCUGC